Messenger RNA from Momordica charantia (bitter melon), 1536 nucleotides. NCBI's taxonomy places the organism in Eukaryota, Viridiplantae, Streptophyta, Magnoliopsida, Cucurbitales, Cucurbitaceae. The record is from RefSeq and is a predicted model, not a curated record.
ACUAGAGCUACAAACACUGCUACAUAAAAUUAGCAGCAGAGGAGUUGAGACAACUAACAAUCUGGAUUCUGAUCCUUUCCCGAUAAUCUCAUCUCUCCACAAACGCGCGCGCCACGCCCAAAAGGAGCCGCUCCUCACUUCACUCUGUGCUUCGACUCUCGUAAUGAGAUGCCAAUGGCGUCCACGCUUUGUAUAGCCACCCAAUUCGUUGGCCUAAAGAAUAAACUCGACGACUAUCUCUCUCACAGCACCAUCCCUCCAAGGUCUUAUCUGGGUCCAUCGAGUUUAUCAAGUGGUGCUCGGAAGUUUACCCUUGGGAGUCGUGGAAGGCAACUAGAACUUUACGGGACGUUCCAUUUUAGAGGGUUGUUGUCGAAAUGUGAAGCAACAGAGUUUGAUUCGGUACCCCAAGAGAACGGAGGAGAAGGUGUUGCCAUGGCCACCCUGGUUUGGAGGGCGAUUAAGUUGCCAAUUUACUCUGUUGCUUUGGUUCCUAUAAUGGUAGGCAGUGCAGCUGCAUAUUUUCAGUCUGGCAAAUUUUCCACUCGGCUUUUUUUUGUAAUCCUGGCUUCCUCAGUUCUUAUCAUCAGUUGGCUUAAUUUAAGCAAUGAUGCUUAUGAUUUUAGUACAGGAGCAGACAAGAACAAAAAAGAGUCGGUUGUAAAUCUGGUUGGCAGCCCUACAGGGACACUUGUUGCUGCCUACACUUUUCUUGCCCUUGGCUUCAUGGGGUUGACAUGGGCAUCUUUGGAGGCGGGGAACCUGCGUGCGAUAUUAUUUCUAGCCUUUUCAAUUGUUUGUGGCUACAUAUAUCAGUGUCCACCAUUCCGGUUAGGCUACCAAGGAUUGGGAGAGCCCUUAUGUUUUGCUGCUUUUGGCCCAUUUGCUACGACAGCGUUUUACUUAUUACAGAGUAACGCAAGGGAGAUGAGAUAUCUUCCAAUAUCCAGUACAAUUCUUUCUGCCUCCAUCCUUGUUGGAAUAACGACAACUUUAAUUCUCUUCUGCAGUCAUUUCCAUCAGGUCGAGGGAGAUAGGGCUGUUGGAAAAAUGUCCCCUUUGGUAAGGCUUGGCACAGAGAGAGGUAGCAAGGUGGUGAAGGCUGCAGUAAUUAUGCUUUAUGCCCUUCUAUUUGCUCUAGGUUUAAGCAAGAGUCUUCCAUUUAUUUGCACUUUCUUUUGUGGGCUUACCAUUCCAGUGGGCAAACUGGUAGUUAGCUUUGUUGAAGAAAACCACAAGGAUAAGCAGAAGAUUUUCAUGGCCAAGUAUUAUUGUGUGAGGUUACAUGCACUAUUUGGAGCUGCACUAGCUGCUGGAUUGGUUGUGGCCAGAAUGAUCUCUAUAAAUAAUAUGCCAAAGAUUACUUUCUUUUAAGCUUGUGUUUGGCUCAUAUAAGAUAGUUAGCUAUCUCUUACCAAAAUUCUGAGUUCAAAUCUUCACCCAAGUGUCUGUACUAAAAUAAAAUAGUUAUAGUUUAUAUCCAUUCGAUAAUAAUGGUUAGAAUCUAUUAUCCAAGUCUACAAUUAAAAAGAAAAA